Messenger RNA from Manihot esculenta (cassava), 1403 nucleotides. RefSeq names its product GATA transcription factor 4. The transcript has 2 exons. Gene Ontology annotation, cellular component: nucleus. The coding region runs from base 436 to 1227 and encodes 263 amino acids. Gene Ontology annotation, molecular function: zinc ion binding; sequence-specific DNA binding. NCBI's taxonomy places the organism in Eukaryota, Viridiplantae, Streptophyta, Magnoliopsida, Malpighiales, Euphorbiaceae. The record is from RefSeq and is a predicted model, not a curated record. Gene Ontology annotation, biological process: positive regulation of DNA-templated transcription.
UUGAAUUGAUAUGACACUUUCGUCUUCAUCAUAUUGGCUUUAAUUUCUAUGAAAAUAUAUUUACGCAUUGCACCUACCGCCCAGCAUGAAAUAUAUAAAAAUUGAGAAAUAUAUAAAGGGGGCAGUUAAAAGGGUUAAUUAGAGUAAUGCAGAUGCUGAGGUAGAAGGGGGCAUGGAUGCAAAAACACCCAUACUAUUGCCAGAGGCUGAGCAUGUGAAACCAUGUGUCGAUGAUUGCAUGAAAUACUCCAUGCACUCUUCCCUUUAAAGUGCCUUCUUCUAUUUACUUUCCUUCUGAGACUUCUCACUUCAGCAAUUCCUUCUUCUCUUUCCUCUCUUCUCGGUCUCCCUCUCUGUGCUCAGGUUUGGUGAGCUGAAACCCAAGAAUUGAAGCGAACACGCACACCCCAUCAUUAAUUAAAAGACAGAAAAAGAAUGGACGUUUACGGAAUUUCCACACCUGACUGUUUCCGCAUUGACGACCUCCUGGACUUCUCCAACGAGGACCUCUUCUCCUCCUCCACUUCCACCUCUUCCUCCGUCGCCACCGACCACCAUCGCCAUCUUUCUCUACCUGAAAAUCCUUCCAUUCACCACUUCCCUUCUUCCGCUCCCUUUAAUUCCGGGCUCUCCACGGAUUUCACCGAUCACCUUCUCGUCCCUAGUGAUGACGUGGCUGAGUUGGAGUGGCUAUCGCAAUUUGUAGACGACUCGUGCAUAGAGUUUCCUGCUAACUCGCUUUCCGGUACGAUCAACAUCCGAUCCGAAACAUCAUUUUGUGCGAAGGCUCGCAGCAAACGCUCAAGAGGCACAGCAAUCAACGCUACUCCCUGGAUAUCAUCUUCACCAGAAAUUCCAUCUCCUACAACUGGGAAAUUGAAAUCGAAGAAAGAGAUCAAUAGAGCAUCAUCACCGACGGCUGAGGGUGGAGUUAGGAGGUGCACCCACUGCGCUUCAGAGAAGACUCCACAGUGGCGCACAGGCCCACUGGGUCCCAAAACAUUGUGCAAUGCCUGCGGUGUAAGGUACAAAUCGGGAAGGCUCGUCCCCGAAUAUAGACCGGCGGCCAGCCCGACAUUCGUACUGACUCAGCACUCAAACUCCCACCGUAAGGUAUUGGAGCUACGUAGGCAGAAGGAAAUGAUGAUGCAGCAGCAACAGCAGCAGGAGGAACAACGCAUCUACCAUCACCAUCUCCACCCCAAGCAGAACUUCGAAAUUUGCUAACUCUCAUUUUGCAAUUUGAAUGCUGUGAUCAGUGUUAAUAGAUAUUGAUCACUAUGGUUUGUGUUUUCCAUUUAGUUUUCUUUGAUUAUUUUCUGAGGAAAACAGAAAAAAAUACUCUACUAAUUUAAAACUGCUGUUUUUUUUUUUUUUUUAAAAAAAAACAUUACCAUUAAGUA